AUGGGCAACCCAGAAGUGGAGAGAACAACCACAGGAUGGGCUGCAAGAGACGCAUCUGGCAUUCUCUCACCCUAUACCUACACUAUUAGAAACACAGGCCCAGAAGAUGUUUACAUCAAAGUCCUAUUCUGUGGAGUUUGCCACACUGAUACGCACCAGGCAAAAAAUCAACUUGGCAUGUCACACUAUCCCCUGGUUCCUGGGCAUGAAGUGGUUGGUAAGGUGGUGGAGGCUGGAUCGGAUGUGACCAAGUUCAGAGUAGGAGAUGUGGUAGGAGUUGGCCUCGUUGUUGGUUGCUGCAGAAACUGCAACCCUUGCAACACAGACAAUGAGCAAUACUGCAACAAGAAAAUCUGGACAUACGCUGACGUUUACACCGAUGGCAAACCCACCCAAGGCGGCUUUUCCGGUGCCAUGGUGGUUGACCAAAAGUUUGUCGUCAAGGUACCGGAGGGCAUGGUGCCAGAACAGGCGGCACCGCUGCUUUGCGCGGGGGUGACGGUGUACAGCCCGCUGAGGCACUUUGGCCUGAAUGUGGGUGGGUUAAAAGGAGGAAUACUUGGACUUGGAGGUGUAGGACACAUGGGAGUGAAGAUAGCCAAAGCCAUGGGGCACCAUGUGACUGUGAUAAGCUCUUCAGAAAGGAAGAGAGAGGAGGCUUUGGAGCAUAUUGGGGCCGACGAGUACUUGAUCAGCUCAGAUGCCACAAAAAUGCAGGAGGCUGCUGACUCCUUGGAUUACAUCAUUGACACAGUGCCCGUCGGCCACCCACUCGAGCCGUACCUCUCUUUGUUGAAGCUUGAUGGCAAAUUGAUCUUGAUGGGUGCUAUUAACACCCCAUUAGAAUUUCUUUCCCCAAUGGUCAUGCUUGGGAGGAAGACGAUCACAGGGAGCUUUGUUGGGAGCAUGAAGGAAACAGAGGAGGUGCUUCAGUUCUGCAAAGAGAGAGGAUUGACAACCAUGAUCGAAGUGGUUAAGAUGGACUACAUAAACACAGCUUUCGAGAGGUUGGAGAAAAACGACGUUAGGUACAGGUUCGUCGUCGAUGUGGCCGGUAGCAAUCUUUGA
Pyrus x bretschneideri (Chinese white pear) is the source of this 1068-nucleotide messenger RNA. Its product is annotated as probable cinnamyl alcohol dehydrogenase 1. Gene Ontology annotation, biological process: lignin biosynthetic process. Lineage: Eukaryota; Viridiplantae; Streptophyta; Magnoliopsida; Rosales; Rosaceae. The record is from RefSeq and is marked provisional. Gene Ontology annotation, molecular function: cinnamyl-alcohol dehydrogenase activity; zinc ion binding.